Messenger RNA from Asparagus officinalis (garden asparagus), 961 nucleotides. RefSeq names its product probable LRR receptor-like serine/threonine-protein kinase At3g47570. The coding region runs from base 40 to 897 and encodes 285 amino acids. Gene Ontology annotation, biological process: protein phosphorylation. The record is from RefSeq and is a predicted model, not a curated record. NCBI's taxonomy places the organism in Eukaryota, Viridiplantae, Streptophyta, Magnoliopsida, Asparagales, Asparagaceae. Gene Ontology annotation, molecular function: protein kinase activity; ATP binding. The transcript is spliced from 3 exons.
UUCAAAGGUAAUGACUUCAAAGCUGUAGUUUUUGAGUUCAUGGAAAAUGGAAGUUUAGAUGAUUGGUUGCAUCCCAAAGCAAAUGAGCAGUCCAAACCAAAGAAAUUAGACCUUACGGCAAGGUUAGAUAUAGCUAUUGACGUAGCUUAUGCUUUGGAUUAUCUCCACCAUCAAUGUGGCAAACCAAUUGUUCACUGUGAUCUGAAGCCAAGCAACAUUCUUCUGGAUGAUAAUUUUACUGCUCAUGUUGGUGACUUUGGGUUAGCCAAGUUUCUCAAAAAGGUUACCUCUCAGUACUCAACAAGUUCAGCUGGUCUCAGAGGAACUAUCGGGUAUAUUGCUCCAGAGUACGGAAUGGGGAAUGAAGUUUCAACUUGUGGAGAUGUGUAUAGCUAUGGGAUCCUUUUACUGGAAAUGUUUACAGGAAAGAGACCCACUGAUGAUAUGUUUGUAGGAGGUCUUACUCUUCCUAUGUUUGUGAAGAUGGCAUUUCCUGAACAAAUCAUAGAUGUCAUUGACGCUCAUUUGCUCACACCAAGUGAUGAUUUUGAAAGAAUGAAUUAUGCAAGAGCAACCAACUGCAUCGCUUCAAUUCUUCGAAUUGGUAUCUUUUGCUCAAAUGAAUUACCAGCAGAGAGAAUGGAGACAGACAAAAUCAUCAAGGAACUGCAUAUUGUUAGAGAUAUGUUCAUGAGGAAUGGAAAUUAUGGGGAGAGACAGAGAGUACAGCAGAGUGGUGAAGGAUCGGCAUUGUCUGCUCGAGCAAACUACUGUAGAGGAAUGGAGAUAGAGAAUGUAUUGAAGCAGACAAAUGGUAUCAGGAACAUAGAGAUUUAUAGCGACAAUAAGAGAGAUGAACUUGUUUUUAUAUAUGUUCUCAUAGCGGUUUCUUUGUAAUCAGUAGGUUUGGAAUGUUUGGAAGUAUACCUUUAUCUAUUAUUCUAAAUCUUUUUCCGGUUGU